GUGGGUAGGAGCUGCUGUGGCGGCAGCUUGGAGCUAUCUGCAUUCGGACGGCUAUCGGAAUCCAUUGGUAAGGCUGAUAUGGAUCUUCGGCUCGGCUAUUGACACAAGACAACGUCUGUACUGUGCGGUUGACAUUCUUGUGUCAUUAUGAUCCUGAAGGAACCACCAUGAGUGUAGAGAAGACGCAUAUCUCGGUCCCAGUAUUGCUACUGAAGACCAAAUCUACUCCUGCGGACGGAUAUGAGGAGCAUUUCAAUGCGUUGGAUGAUGGAAUAUAUCAGCCCAUAUUCAUUCCAGUGCUCGAGCACCAAUUCAAGAAGACUGUAUUAAAAGAGGUGCAACAACUGAUUGAGACAAACGCUUUCUCAACGUCACCGAGCCCCAAGUAUGGAGGCCUCAUAUUCACAUCCCAACGCGCCGUCGAAGCAUUCGCCGAAAUCGUGCAAGCCAUCCGCACUUCCUCCACAGUCGAUCUCGACACUCUCCUACCGUCCAGCCUACCGCUUUACGUCGUUGGACCGGCAACCGAACGCGGACUGAAGUCCCUCAAUCUCCACUGCCCCAUCCUGGGCCAAGAAACCGGGAACGGUGAUGCCUUGGCCCAAUUCAUCCUCGACGACUACAGCAAACGCUUCCCUCAACCCGCCAAACCAGCGCUCCUAUUCCUCGUCGGCGAGAAGCGGCGCGAUAUCAUUCCCAAGACGCUCUCCACCGCAUCCAUGACUGUAACAGAGCUCGUGAUCUACGAGACGGGCGAGAUGGCUUCAUUCCGGUCCGAAUUCACGUCGGUCUGGCAAACCCACCGGGAACGAGGCGUGACGACGCAAUGGGUCGUUGUAUUCUCGCCGACCGGCUGUAGAGCAAUGCUGGAGAGUUUGGGGCUUAUUGACGCGGACUUGGGUAAGGCGAAUCCACUGAGUCUGAUGAGCAGUGCGGAGAAAAAGCAAAAUAUGUAUAUUGCUACGAUAGGCCCCACCACAAGGGACUACCUGCGGGCGGAAUUUAGUCUAGAGCCGGAUGUAUGUGCGGAAACGCCAAGUCCGGAGGGUGUGGGUGCUGCGAUUGCGGCGUUCAUGACGAGGUUAUGAGCAGUGCAAGUGCAUACAUGUCGAUGGCAGUGAGACAUCAUCUACAAACAGAAUGGAGUGCCCUUGCACAAUACGAGCAUCCGAAAUAGGCUCACGUGAAUACGCGACUUGAUAUAUCCUGUUCGGGGAUCGCGUCGAUCGUGGACGCGGGUGAGCGAUGGAUGACGUCUACGUUU
Pseudovirgaria hyperparasitica is the source of this 1264-nucleotide messenger RNA. RefSeq names its product uroporphyrinogen-III synthase. Bases 168 to 1088 code for a protein of 306 amino acids. The record is from RefSeq and is a predicted model, not a curated record. Gene Ontology annotation, molecular function: uroporphyrinogen-III synthase activity. NCBI's taxonomy places the organism in Eukaryota, Fungi, Ascomycota, Dothideomycetes, Acrospermales, Acrospermaceae. Gene Ontology annotation, biological process: uroporphyrinogen III biosynthetic process. The transcript has a single exon.